AUGACAAAAAAUAAUUAUAACAAUAAUAAUAAUAACAAUAACAAUAAUUAUAAUACAACUCAAGUGUUUGAACCCCAACAAAAUAAGAUAGCAUUUGUUAUCGAGAAUGUAUUUACAGAAAAAGAAUGCAAAGAAUGGAUUGAUUUGACAGAGAAACAAGGUUAUGAAAAAGCACUCGUAAAUAUUGGUUAUGGACGUCAAAAACUCAUGACAAAUAUUAGAAACAAUGAAAGAUGCAUAAUCGAUAGUGAAGAAAUGGCAGAUAAACUAUACCAAAGAAUUAAAAACUACAUUCCAGAAACUAUUUCAAAUUGUAAAAAAGUUAGUUUAAAUGAAAGAUUAAGAUUUUUAAGAUAUCAUCCAGGUCAAGAGUUUAAAUGGCAUUAUGAUGGCGUUUAUGCCAGAGAACAUGGACACCCUAAAUUUGGUGAGCGUUCAUAUAUCACAAUUCAAUUAUAUUUAAACCAUGUUGAAGAAGGUGGUGAAACCUCAUUCUCAAGAGAUAAAGAGGAUGAAGAGGAUAUAAUUCAAGUUUUACCUAAAAUGGGCUCGGUAUUGGUUUUUGAACACAAUCUACAUCAUUGUGGUUCUCCCGUUACUAAAGGUGUUAAAUACUGUGUAAGAACCGAUGUUAUGUAUUCCCCAAACCAGAGAAAUGCAAAUUAA
Messenger RNA from Dictyostelium purpureum, 666 nucleotides. RefSeq lists its product as uncharacterized. Gene Ontology annotation, molecular function: L-ascorbic acid binding; procollagen-proline 4-dioxygenase activity; iron ion binding. NCBI's taxonomy places the organism in Eukaryota, Evosea, Eumycetozoa, Dictyosteliales, Dictyosteliaceae. The record is from RefSeq and is a predicted model, not a curated record. Gene Ontology annotation, biological process: peptidyl-proline hydroxylation to 4-hydroxy-L-proline. The transcript has 2 exons. The coding region runs from base 1 to 666 and encodes 221 amino acids. Gene Ontology annotation, cellular component: endoplasmic reticulum.